CUCAUGGAGCUCUAUACUUCACGCCUCUCAGCGGAACAUGAACACACACACACACACUCACACACACACUACUCAGUGUAGCUCAGCUCUAAACUACUUUCCUGCCAUCGUUUGGGAUUAUUUAAUGCGCACUGCCAGUGUUGGUUUCCUCCUCCACAUUUCAGCUUGAGCACAGAUCAGAAUGAGCAACAUCUACGAGUCAGCAGCCACCACACUGGGCCUCUUCAGCAGCCCAUGCCUGACCAAAGUGGAGCUGCGCGUGGCCUGUAAAGGUAUUUCAGACAGAGACGCACUGUCCAAACCGGACCCGUGCGUGGUGUUAAAGAUGCAGUCCCAUGGACAGUGGUUCGAGGUGGACCGGACCGAGGUGAUCCGCAGCAGUAUCGGCCCUGUCUUCUCCAAGGUCUUUACAGUAGACUACUACUUUGAAGAGGUACAGCGUCUGCGCUUCGAGCUCCAUGACAUCAGCAGCAGCCAUAAUGGACUGAAGGAGGCGGACUUCCAGGGAGCCAUGGAGUGCACGCUCGGACAGAUCGUGUCUCAGAGAAAACUCUCCAAAGCAUUACUGAAACAGGGCAACACAGCGGGCAAGUCUUCUAUAACGGUAACAGCAGAGGAGUUAUCUGGGAAUGAUGAUUACGUGGAGCUUGCCUUCAGUGCCAAAAAGCUAGAUGACAAGGAUUUUUUUAGCAAAUCAGACCCAUUUCUAGAAAUCUUCAGAGUCAAUGACGACGGUACCGGAUCCCUUGUGCACAGAACCGAGACCAUCAUGAAUAAUCUAAAUCCAGUGUGGAAAUCGUUCAAAGUGUCACUAAACACUCUGUGCAGCGGGGAUCAUGAGCGAGAGCUGAAGUGUACAGUUUGGGAUUGGGACUCAAAUGGAAAGCAUGAUUUUAUUGGAGAAUACCAGACUACCUUCAAAGAGAUGAAGACAGCUAUGGAUGGAAAACAGAUUCAGUGGGAAUGCAUCAAUCCCAAGUAUCAAGUGAAAAAGAAGAAUUACAGAAAUUCUGGUGUGGUGAUCCUGAAUCAGUGUAAGAUAAUAAAGAUGCACUCGUUUCUGGAUUAUAUAAUGGGUGGAUGUCAGAUCCAGUUCACGGUGGCGAUUGAUUUUACUGCCUCAAACGGCGACCCACGUAACAGCUGUUCUCUUCAUUACAUCCACCCAUACCAACCCAACGAGUACCUCAAGGCCCUGGUGGCUGUGGGGGAGAUCUGCCAAGACUACGACAGUGAUAAAAUGUUUCCAGCGUUUGGCUUUGGAGCGCAGAUCCCACCGGACUUCAAAGUCUCCCAUGACUUUGCUGUAAACUUUGAUGAGGACAACCCAGAGUGUGCUGGUAUUCAAGGUGUCGUCGAAGCUUAUCAGAACUGUCUGCCGAAGAUCCAGCUCUACGGCCCCACUAACAUCGCGCCAAUCAUCCAGAAAGUAGCCAACUCUGCUUCUGAGGAGAUGCACACCAAGGAGGCCAUGGAGUAUUUCAUUCUGCUGAUCCUGACCGAUGGUGUUAUAACAGACAUGGCUGACACACGGGAAGCCAUUGUACAUGCCUCCCACCUCCCCAUGUCUGUUAUCAUUGUGGGAAUCGGCAGUGCUGACUUCAGUGACAUGCAAAUGCUGGACGGCGAUGACGGCAUUCUGCGCUCACCCAAAGGAGAACCUGUGCUCCGAGACAUUGUCCAGUUUGUACCCUUCCGUAACUUCAAACAUGGUUCUCCUGCGGAGCUGGCGAAAAGCGUGCUGGCCGAGGUGCCCAAUCAGGUAGUGGAUUACUACAACAGCAAAGGCAUCAAACCCAAAUGUAUGUCGGACUUCGAGUCUUCCAGAGCCUUCAGUCCCUAAGCAACUGUUGUUGUUGUUAUUAUUAUUAUGAUUAUGAUUCUUCUUCUUCUUAUUAUUAUUAUUAUUAUUAUUAUUAUUGUUGUUGUUGUUGUUAUUUUUAUUAGUAACAUUAAUAUAUAUUAAGAAAAGUGUAAUAACUUAUAAUUGUUAUGUCUAUAUUUUUCACAGUUUUGGGUAAUUUAUGAAUUCAUUUUGAGCAUUUAUAUUGAACUUGAUCCAAAAGCAUGUCUUCAGCUAGAUAUACAAUAUCUUUAAUAUGUGCUCAUGAUUUCUGCUUGUUUCGACAGUUUGCAUUUAUUAUUAUUAUUAUUAUUAUUAUUAUUAUUAUUAUUAGUUCCUUAAUUACUUGUUCAUUUAUCUUCUCGAUUAUUUACAUUUAGUCAUUCUUACCAGAACGAAGACUGCAGAGCAAGUCUCGGUCAGGAUUAACCAUGUUCCUUAGACAAUCGGGAACUGAAGGGAACGUGAUAUAUAUUUCAUCGCUAGCUUGUUAGAGUUCACCUGAGCAGGAAGUCAGCACUAUUGCUAUUUCCUGUUCCUCAGAGGCGCCGUUUGAUUACGACUUCAGUUAUAUGAUCAGUUCAAAUGUUUAUUGCACGUGUUUCCUAAAGACAUUAGAGACGAUAUGUGUACAGUAUGUAGAGAUUAAUACAGCCUAUCCAGUAUGUUCUAGACACGUUUGGUUCUUUUCUACAGGACUGUUGACCUUUUUAUUUAUUUAUUUUUUGCUAAAAUUCUUAACGAUUUUUAACCUGAAAGUUCUUUCAGACAUUUGAAGUGAGUAGCUGAUAAUGCAAUAGAUUACAUGUCCUCUCUUCCUUGUUUUGUAUGCAUACAUGUAUUAAUGAUGUGUGUGUGUGUGUGUGUGUACGGAUGGGUG
This is a messenger RNA of Ictalurus punctatus (channel catfish), 2723 nucleotides long. It is a transcript of the gene cpne4b, whose product is annotated as copine IVb. Bases 182 to 1843 code for a protein of 553 amino acids. Gene Ontology annotation, cellular component: plasma membrane. Gene Ontology annotation, biological process: cellular response to calcium ion. NCBI's taxonomy places the organism in Eukaryota, Metazoa, Chordata, Actinopteri, Siluriformes, Ictaluridae. Gene Ontology annotation, molecular function: calcium-dependent phospholipid binding. The transcript is spliced from 16 exons. The record is from RefSeq and is a predicted model, not a curated record.